Ananas comosus (pineapple) is the source of this 2295-nucleotide messenger RNA. Its product is annotated as plant UBX domain-containing protein 8. The coding region runs from base 193 to 1974 and encodes 593 amino acids. Lineage: Eukaryota; Viridiplantae; Streptophyta; Magnoliopsida; Poales; Bromeliaceae. The record is from RefSeq and is a predicted model, not a curated record. Gene Ontology annotation, molecular function: ubiquitin binding. The transcript is spliced from 11 exons.
AAAGGAAAAAAAAAGAGGACUCUACUACACUCCUCUUUAGAUUCCUCUCUCUCUCUCUCAUUCUCUUUCUCUCUCUUCUGUCUCUUCGUUGCUCGUUUGUUCUCCUUCGCACGUCUCGGCGCUCGUUAUCUUCCCCACAGAGACGAAACCCUAGCGCGCCCCUUCGCGGAGCAUCGGAUCGAGCUCGGGACAAUGGCGAGGCCGCCGCAGGACGCGAUCGAGACGUUCAUGAGCAUCACCGGGGCCUCCGAGCCCGUCGCGCUGCGUAAGCUCGAGGAACAUGGUGGUGACCUGAAUGAAGCUGUCAAUGCACACUUCAAUGAAGGAGAUAGGACUACCUCACAGCAAACAUUGCUUCCUGCCCGCCACGAUGAUUUCAUGGAAAUAGAAGAUCCAGUAGAUGAUGUACUUGGAAGACCUCCUUUAUUGCCUGCUGCUCAAAAUUUGGACCCAUUUUCGCUCCUAGAUUCAAAUUUUCGUCGUAGUUUCUUUGAUGGCGGUUUUCCUUCUAGUAUUUCUAAUCCGAGCCCACGGGUUUCGCAUCCAAGGGAGGUUAGAGAGAUACCCAUUGAGUUCAAAGAUAACAAAACCCAAGCAGAGACUUCUGGUCAUGGACCAACUAUUGAGGAUGUCACUGGAAAUGAACCUUCACAUGGUCCAGAAAUUCGUGGGACUGUCAUCAUUGAUGAUGAUGAAGAAGAUGAUGAUGAACCACUAGCUCGUGCUGCUCAUGACGCUAAUGUUUCUAGUUUUGGAAAACAUGCUGGAUCAAGUGCUUCUCCAGUGGUUGAUGUGGCUGACUACAGUAAUGAUAUAGAAGAGGAAAUGAUUCGAGCUGCGAUUGAGGCUUCCAAAAGAGAUGCUGAGGGCCAGUCAAAUCAGCAGAUUGAUGUUCCGGAUGAUAUAACCGGUCCCCUGCUUGAGCGUAAGACCCCUGCCAUGGAUGAUGCUGACCUUGCACGAGCAGUUUCUUUGUCCUUAGAGUUUGCGGAGCAAGAAAGAGCAUUGCGUCAACAGGAAAUGCAGUUUGGUUUUCAGUCUUCUGGUUCUGACAAGGAAAUGGAAGAUGAAGGAAGAAGCAUUGCUGAAAAUGGAAGGCAAAGAUCAGAGGAAGGAAACAUCAUGUCUGUCCAAGAUGAUACUGAAGACAUGGAAGAACAACCUUUAGUGAGGCAUCGUUCACGGCGUGUGUCUCCUGGAAAUGCAGAAUCAACAGAAUCUGGACCAAUGGUGCAUAGCCCUCCAUCAAGUCUUCCGCUGCAUAAUAUUCAAGACAAUCGUCAGUAUAAUGGAGAUGGUUUCCCAUCAGAGGAGUGGGGUGGCAUAUCUUCCGAAGAACACGAUGAAGCUGUCAUGCUUGAGGCUGCAAUGUUUGGUGGAAUUCCUGAAGGAACGCCAUAUCAGUUUUCAUACCCACGUCAAAACUCAGCUCUGCAUCCUCCGAUACCUCGCCCUCCAUCACCCUCACUAACAGCACAACGCUUGUUAAGAGAGCAGCAGGAUGAUGAGUAUCUUGCAUCACUACUGGCGGAUCAAGAAAAGGAAUUGAAAGCCAAGCAAGAGGCUGAACGUCGUCAAUUAGAAGAAGCUGCUGCAAGAAAAGCUGCUCUUGAAAAGGAAAGACAAGAAGAGGAGGAAGCUCGCAGGAAACAACUUGAGGAAGAGGAAUAUGAGAGGAAACUUGCAGCAAAGGAAGCUUCGCUUCCCCAGGAACCUUCAUCAGAUGAUGAGAGUGCUGUGACGCUUUUAGUCCGUAUGCCUGAUGGCAGUCGCCGCGGACGUCGUUUUCUAAAGUCUGACAAGCUUCAGUUUCUUUUUGAUUUCAUAGAUAUUGGAAGAGUUGUGAAGCCUGGAACCUAUCGAUUGGUGAGGCCGUACCCUAGGCGGGCUUUUGCGGAUGGAGAAAGCGAACUGUCGCUGAGUGAUCUUGGCCUUACUAGCAAACAGGAAGCAUUGUUCCUAGAAUUGAUUUAGAAAACUAAUCUGAACACAAACCUAUAAGAUGACAUGCAGGUAUAUGGUUUAAAACAGAAAUGCACUUUUGGGCUUAAAAGCAGUUCGUAGUGGAAAACUUCUACACAAAAAAAAGAAAAAAGAAAAAAAAUAUCCUUCUUCCGUGAUUGUGACUGCUGUUUUUAGAUUUGAUUCUAUGACUGUAUUGAGUUGCAUCUAGCACAUGUAUGUGUAUAUAUGAAGAUCUGCAGUGGAGUCAAAACAUGGUUUUUCUUUCCAAAAGUUGAAUAAAGAAAAACUAUAGAAGCCCUCAGUUAGAUGUGUGAUGAGAUUAUUAUGUUA